UAUCGAUUUUCGAGUGGUGACCGUUCGCUUAAAGUUGGCGGAUUUGUCGGGUUUAGUUCUCGUUGUCGUGUUGUUUGUGUAAAAUCAUUUGAAUGGGAUUAUUUUGCAAAACAUUCUUUUAGUGGUGUGAGACUCAAGUCGGAUCAAAAUGACCAAGGAUAGAUUAGCGGCCCUCGUUGCGGCUCAAAGUGACGAUGAUGACGUGGGGACGGACGACGUCGCCGUCACCGUCGAAGGCCGCGAUGGGGAAUUUAUGAACCAGUUCUUUCAGGAGGUGGAGGAUAUUCGUGAGAUGAUCGACAAGAUCCAGGCGAAUGUCGAAGAAGUCAAGAAGAAACACAGUUCGAUUUUAUCAGCGCCGCAGAGCGAUGAUAAGACCAAACAGGAACUUGAGGACCUUAUGAGCGAUAUAAAGAAAUCUGCCAAUAAAGUGCGCGCCAAGUUAAAGGUGAUAGAACAGGGCAUAGACAAUGAGGAAACGAACAACAAGAAUUCCGCGGAUCUCAGGAUACGAAAAAUCCAACAAUCGACCCUAUCCAGGAAAUUUGUGGAGGUGAUGACGGAAUACAACCGGACUCAAACCGACUAUCGAGAAAGGUGUAAAGCCCGGAUAAUGAGGCAGUUGGAAAUCACUGGCCGAACAACCACCAAUGAAGAACUAGAGGAAAUGUUAGAGCAGGAUAAUUCCGCUGUCUUUACUCAAGGUAUCAUAAUGGAAACGCAACAAGCCAAGCAGACCUUAGCGGAUAUAGAAGCCCGACACGCCGAUAUUAUUAAAUUAGAGAACUCAAUUAGGGAGCUCCAUGACAUGUUCAUGGACAUGGCCAUGCUGGUUGAGAAUCAGGGGGAAAUGAUUGAUCGUAUUGAGUUCCAUGUAGAACAUGCCGUGGACUAUGUCCAAACGGCUACUCAAGAUACCAAAAAGGCUCUGCGGUAUCAGAGUCGUGCCCGACGGAAGAAAAUAAUGAUCACGAUAUGCCUGGCCAUCUUGGCCAUUAUAUUAACAUGUACCAUUGGAGGCUAUAUGGGACUAGUCUAAAUGUUAUUGGUAAGUAUUCGAGGCCGAAAUGUGUGUGAUUUAGGUGUAAACUCUACUCUGUCCUCCCACUAUAAUUCAGAACAAACACUCAAAUUAACGUCCCAGUGACUUGUUGCGUCCAACAAGUGGACUAGGAAUUUGUGUAAGAUUUCUUGCGUUCACACUGCUAAUAGGGCUUAAGAAUGCACAGUUUUGCAUCUUGUAGUUGAUUUUAUCAGAAACCUGUAGUGACUUUCAACAGAUCUUUUUCGGGUGAAGCUGUGAAGGUAAUGAGUUUGAGCCUCGUUAGGAAAUGCAUGCAUUUUUAACAGUUUAUACACCCAGGUAUCGACACUUCUUUCCAGAUGAAAACUAUACAUUUUCCUCAACAGUAAAAGCAUGAGGUUUCGCAAUUUCCUUCCUUGGUAUAAACUAUUAUGUUAAGUUAUUGUAUAUAAAUUGCGAAACCUCGUCUGUCUGUUCGUUAUAUUCCUGAAUGCAUGCCUAACGUCUUUUCAUUGCUGAAAACUAACACUUUUUUAUAUAUUUCAGAGAUAUUCACCACCGUGUACGAAGGCAGAACGUUUUCUUGGCUUUUCCUCAUUUAUUUCCGUUGUUAUGAAAUCUAGUAUUCAUAUUGAAGUUAAACUAAUGUUGGCAAGUAGAGAAUAACUGUAGAAGUUGGAAAAACUGUUCUAGCAAUAACGUCAUUAUGCGUUUAUAACUUAAAACAAUGGUGUGAUAUUUAAAUAUUUGUAAUUAUUUUUGUUCGAUCGUCUUAGAUUAGGGAUUAUUAUCGUUGGUGGUGAGUAAGAAUUAUUGAAAGUUUUGUUGUUUUUAAACCUCUAAGUUUGCACAUUUACAAUCGAUGCAAUAUUAAUUCUUACUCUCCUCGGUUACUUAUGUACUAAUGUACAGAUUUAUAGCAUUUUAUAUCUAAGGAAUAUUUUUAGUUGAGCGUGUUGGUGACCUCUAACGUUGUUUCUCUUUGAAAAAGUCGUUUAUAUUUCUAUUAAUAUUUCCUUAAAGAAAUCGUGUUCUACUACUGUAAAAAAUGUUUGAAUCGGACGUUCUACUGUUAGAUUCAUGCGGCGUUUCUCGGUCCAUCAUUUUUUUCUUGAAUUUAGCGAAAAUGCUGGGUCAAGAAAACGCAUAUUAGCAAACCAUACAAUUGCACAAUCAGUAGCUUUUUGAGGCCUAAAGGGUUAAACUUUUACAAUUUCCAACAGUACCUGCAAAAAAGUAGUAAAUUAGGGAUGCGUAAACUCUAAAAAAUCAAAUAGGAUGUAGAGUAGAAGGAAGACGAAUUAGGGCUGUUGGUAAAAUGAAUUGACAAAAAUAGGCUAUUUUUACAUGCGAACAGGCCCAUGAUCAGUUUGCUCUUUUGCGAGUUUCAACAAAUUGCUUUCUGUUUUCAGUAGAUUGACAAUUAAAUAUGGUAGUCCAUCUAGGCAAUUUAAAUGCUGAAUUCAAUACAUUUUUAAAACCACUAAUUCCCCGACGUUGAUCAUAACAGCGUCAUGUUUCUUUCUCCUGCUGUCUUCCUCAAAUGAAAAAAUCCAUACGUUCUAAUAUUGAUUUUAUGAUAAUUUGACGAUUUUAUUAGGCUUUCAAAGAUCUCUAAGGUAAGAAUAUCAAAGUCUUUCGUCAUUAUGUAAGGUCUGCAAAAUAUUAAAGUAGACUGCACUACCUAGAUGUCAAGCAAUUAGCAAUACCGACUACAAAUAAUUUCGCUUUGCGUUUUCGCAAUUGUUUGGUCAUUGACUUGCAAACUAAAUUCAGUUGAAAACAACGAAAACAGCACAUCCUUAAGUAUACAAAAUACAAAAUGCUCCUUCUAAGUAGCUUUUUUAUUACGAAUUCGGAUCACUAGAGUUUCUUUUGUGGUGGAAGUCGAGGACAGUAUUUUGCUAGGAAAUCCUUGCAAAGUAUUGGUAUACUUGAGGCAUGUAAAGCGGUUUUUUUGUCACAUUUUAGCAUUGUUCUGGUUCAACUGAGUUUCAGGUCAAUCAGACUUAAGAGGAAUUGGUAGGUCUGCAGGAUGUAGUCAAAUUGCCUUUAUAGGUGGAGUUUUCAAAGUUGUGAUGGCUAUAAUUAAGGUAGCGAAAGAUGAAGAAUGAAUAUUAAAUGUGUUGAAAAAGCACUGGCUUAAGCGGUUAUCGAUUUUUUGACUAAAAAUCGCUCUAUUCAGUUUAUUCGCAUUUUCUUAGUUUGUUGUGAGCAAUCGAUUUUGAAACAGAUUACUAUUGGCUUACUAAGUUGAAGCGAAAACGCUCUUGUGCCGUCUGUCUGUAAAUCGUUCUGGUGCAAAUCUGUUCUGCAGUCAAAGAAUAAUUUUUGAAUCUGAUGUAGGAAAGGACAAAGGAAAUUGUAAAAUUGCCAAAUUUGAAAAGGAGACAAAAAGUUUCGCAAGACAAACUGAGAAUCAACAUAAUCCUGAUCAUAUUUACGUUUUAAAGUGAGCGAAAAUAAUGAGGAAAACUGGCUUUGGUUAGACUUCAAACGAUAACCACCACACUUUUUUAAGCGAUGUUUUUUCAUAUCGGGUAAAAGCCGAUUUUUUUGAAAAAUGUGAAGUUUUUUGAAAUGGCUUGAAUUUUACGUCUUCACAAGGAAGUGAGGAAUAUAAAGCUUUAUUGAGAAACACUCUAGAAGCUUCAAAUUCGAAAUAAUUGACAUUUUUGUUCAAUUUUAAGCGAUUUUUGUUCGGUUACAUUUUUGACCUCUAGCAGCAUCCAUACCAUACGCAUACUGAGGAGUUUCUGAGGACAGAAAAAAUGCUUUUAGCUCAAAAAACGCUCAUGUAAAAUUCUGAUUUUUGAUCAAAAUAUUAAGAAGUCGAUCGAAAAAAGGUAUAGAGGUCGAUUUUUUUGAAAAAUAUCAAGAAAAAGUUGUGCCUUCCUCAAAACUCUUUUUAUGCAAAUUAAGCCUUAAAACUUUUAAUAAAUCGCAAAUAUGAAUUUUCCAAGCCUUCCUGAAUUCUAGGAAAAAAUCCAUUGAUUUUUAAAUUGAGCUGAAUAAUAACAAAAAUAAAAUUACAUUCAUACAAAUUAUUAUUUCAAUCCUUAGUCUGUGGGUCAAUACUCAAUUUUCAACUGUGGGUCAAUUUUAAAUAUCUGUUCAUUGUGCCUAAUUCUUUUUUAUUCAAUAAUUCGAUAACUUGUGAAAAGCUUGUGUAAAUAUUCUCUUACUCCUUAAUACAAUGGUAGAAAAUUCUUGGAGAGCUUUAAAAUUAAGUCAGUUGUUAUUCAAGCUCCAAAAUGAGGUGAUUAAAAGAGAUGUUAAACAUGCAAAAUUUUAGCUAUUGCCAUUACAUAAAUUGUCCCCUAAUUUAUUGCUACUUUGAAACGUACACUUUCGAUCUUGCGAGGCAAUUUAGCGACAUCCUGUACAUCUAAUUUCGUUGUUUUUCAGCAAUUUCUAUAUGUUUGUGUUGCGCGUUUUCAACAUUAUACUAGUAGUUUAUUAGAUUUAUAAAAAUAAAUCAACAUAAGUGUCAAUUGGUCAAGUAAUUUUUGUAAAUGAAUUCUUGCAUCUACAUUUCGAUGCAAAAGUGAGAUUUAAUGUAGUUAAAACUUUUCAUAAAUAAAGGUAAAACUUGAUAUUAUAGUUAUAUAGUCAUAAAUUCAAAUGUUUAGAUUAGAACAUUGGAAAUAAAUCUAAAUAAGUAUGUGGUGUUCAGAAGUUAAUAUCGUUAAACGCCAGCUUUGUAAUCCACUUAUCGGGAGUUCUUCAGUUGCCGGAUUAUCACGCCGAAUAAUUUCACUUUGCUGAUACCAAAAACGAUUGUUAAAUAGUUAGAACCUCAGCAAUUCAAUAAACAUCAUUAAAAUAGCUUUAGUGUAAUUCUUAUCACUGUACAAAAAAAAAUAGCAAUACACAAUUAAUUUUAACUCCUUGUCAUAGGAUUAUUCUUAAUAGUAAGUAAUAAUUUUGUAUCAUGUAGGUUUUUAGGUAGUUUUUUCAAAUUCUGAUCAGCAACCUUCAGUCCUUUUAUCAGUCAGUUAGGUAGGCGAUAUAUUAAAAUGAUUUUAUGCAUGAUACUUUUCAAUAUUGUUGGAUUUUACGUUAUAUAAUUGAUAUUUUUAAUAUAAUCGGUUGUUGUUUGUUAGAAAAAGUUACAUUCUUUGAAGAAUUAGUUAAUAAAAUUUCUAUUUUUAAUCGGCAAAAUAUGAGACUGUUUUAGAUGAACUUAUUUAUUUUCCGGUAAAUUAUUUAAUUGGGUUAAAAAUGGGCUCUUCAUUAUCCUUGGCCUUUGUCAUACCAAUGAUCAAAAAAUCCUUUUGAGCAAAGUACCGUUGCUUAUAAUUCGCUAGUGAGAAAAGUCGUUUUAAGGUCCAAAAAACGCCUUUCAUUACAUUCUAUUUAGGAAUUUUCUGAUAGUUUUUUUCUUAAGUGCGCUCUUUUUGAGCUUAGUUUCUGUUUGUUUUCUUCAAGUUUAAGCAUUUUCAACUCUGUUUCUUAAAACGGUUUUAGACAACCAUUCAACACUAAGAACAAUGGAACUUUCGUCAUCAGAGCCUCCAAAAGUUUCUCUAGUAAUUAGGUAGAGAUCUGGAGAUGUGCUAAUUUCAGGCACCCUCAGAACCCGAUCGGGUUUAGAAUGAAAAUAACACUCCCCAAACCUAUUUAUUUUAUUUAAAUGUAUAGGCAAAAUGCAUUAUAGCUUUCGGGAGUGUUAGCGUUCGGGAGUUUGUCUCAGAUUAGCACAUUUCUAAAUCUAUAUCUACGGACAUUUACACGAAGCUUCUGAAUGCACUUUUAUAAUUCUCUAACAUCCUGCUCCACGUAAAGCAGGGAAAUCUGAAAAUAUGUUGCCACUAUGGAUUGUUUGGGUCGAUUAUAAACGCUAUUUUCGAUAAGAAAAAAUGCAAUGAAGGUGAGAACGUUGUUUAAUAAUCGAAAAUAGACUUUUAACACCAGCUGUUAUUUUUGACUUUGUUAGUCGAGACCAGUGGCGAUUGAUUCUUUAUAGUUAAAGUUGGAAAAUUUGUUUUCCUUGCUCUAGAGUGUACAAUUUUUUUGUACAUUUUUCAAAACAAAUACAUUAUUCUUGUACAUUUGAGGGAGUAUUUCAGAGCAAACUAGAAUGAAUUAAUCUAGCGUUAGCGUGAUCGUCGCUAUCACCCUCGCAAAAAGUGAGUUUAGUUGAAUUUUUUAAGAAAAGGGGAUUUUAGAAGGAAAACAGUCCCAUUAUCAACAUAUCGCUAUACAAUUUAUGAACAGAUAGUUUAAAGAAUUAAAAAAACAACGCUUGUGUUGAAGGUGUUGAACCCUCACUCGUGUGUUGUGACCCGUUAGAUUUAGUAUCUCUAGCACUACUGUGUUCGUCUGCUCCUUGUAAUUAAUGUUUGUUAUAACUAAUUCCAUGUUGCACUUUCCUACUUGAAAUUCGUGCUUUUGAUGAGCUUACGGCAAAUUUAACGAAACUUAUUGCUUAUGAAUAUUCAUCUGGUCUGACUUUGGACUAGAGCUUUCAGCAAAGAGCUUCGAAUCAUACAUUUUCGUACAGUAAUCGAGAACAUUUUUCUGGAACAACAUUAAAGGCACGAAUGGACUCCUGGGCCGCUCGAUGAUGCUUGAAACUCAAUCACCAAACGCGAGUUGUAAAAACUCUUGUAGAUAAACCACUCUUUAACCCGGAUCCUAUUUGGACUACAAGGAUUUUGACUGCCCCGCCUACCAUCUACAAGGAACAAUGUCGCUUCUUAAUGUAAAUUGGUAAUUAGACAAUAAUAAAUACCAAAUGUACCUAUUUAUUUUUUCUAUAGAGAUAUAGGUAUUUAAUCUUAUAUAGUGAUAGUGAUUGUGUUCUUAUUCGCUGAUUUCCAAGCGUCAUCCAGUGGGCCUGUACCUAUUGUAAAUUAAGAAAUAUUUAAUUUUAAACCUAUGAAUCCAUAUGCAUAAUGAAUUGGAAGAUUCAUUAUAAAUAUUUAUCUUCCAUU
This is a messenger RNA of Dendroctonus ponderosae (mountain pine beetle), 6963 nucleotides long. It is a transcript of the gene Syx1A, whose product is annotated as syntaxin-1A. Gene Ontology annotation, biological process: intracellular protein transport; synaptic vesicle fusion to presynaptic active zone membrane; exocytosis. The coding region runs from base 149 to 1039 and encodes 296 amino acids. Gene Ontology annotation, molecular function: SNARE binding; SNAP receptor activity. NCBI's taxonomy places the organism in Eukaryota, Metazoa, Arthropoda, Insecta, Coleoptera, Curculionidae. The transcript is spliced from 9 exons. Gene Ontology annotation, cellular component: synaptic vesicle; SNARE complex; plasma membrane. The record is from RefSeq and is a predicted model, not a curated record.